GUGUAAAUCUGUUAUAAAAAGGAAAGCUUAGCGAUGCGCUCUGUCAGUAAACCAGUGACCUGCAGCCAGAAAACUUCUAAAAUUUUUACGAAACGAACCUUAUUCAUGAUAACGCAGUGAAUACUUUAAGUGGAUUCAAAUUUUGCCUGACAUUGUGUUAAAGCAAUCGGCAACAAUAUUUUCGUAAUGUCGUCUCCACUUCUGGCGACUCAAUGUGCAGCUCAAAGCGUCGGUGCAAUCAACUCUAUGGUGAACGCGUUACUUCAGGCGAUUCUAGCCGCACAAUGCGCAAUCUCACCGCCCAACCUGUGGCCCCCAGAUUACGCUGCCCAACUGCUGAGAAAAGGGGAAGACACAUACGAUUUUGUAGUGGUGGGCGCAGGCUCUGCGGGCUCAGUGAUAGCCAGCCGUCUAAGUGAGAACCCAAAUUGGAGAGUGUUGGUAUUGGAAGCGGGCGGUGAUCCUCCGCAAGAGUCCGAGGUGCCUGGACUGCUAUUCAGUUUGGAACACACAAACGCCACUUGGAAUUAUUUAACCGAGCACAGCGAUAGGGCCUGCUGGGCGCUGGUUGGUAAGCGCUGCUAUUGGCCGCGCGGCAAAAUGAUUGGCGGCAGUGGUGGUGUUAAUGGCAUGCUAUACGUGCGUGGUCAUCGUGGCGAUUACGAUGGAUGGGCGCAUGCCGGUAACACUGGUUGGGGUUGGGACGAUGUGCUGCCUUAUUUCGAACGUUCGAUUCGUCCGGUGGGAAAUGGGAAGGGAUAUGUAGUACUCAAUGAUUUUCCAUUCAAUGAUCCGGAUAUUGAAACUUUAAUCUAUCAAGGGAGCGCAGAGUUGGGCAUACCACGCGUGCGUCAGUUCACUGAAGGCAGCGAGACGGGCUAUGGCAACUUGCCAGGUACAAUUCAAAAUGGACGCCGCAUGAGCUCUGGCAAGGGACACCUUUCGAAAGUUUCUCAACGACCUAAUCUUCAAGUCAUAAAAAAUGCGCGUGUAACGAAGUUGAACUUCGAUGAGAGUGGCAAGUACGUACGUUCAGUGAGUUUUGUUAUCCGGGGCUCAAUCAAGAUGCGUGUUAAUAUCGGUAAAGAGGUUGUGUUAUCCGCUGGGGCGAUUGAAUCACCAAAGCUGUUGAUGUUGUCAGGUGUUGGUCCAGCGGAACACUUGCGGCAGUUAAAUAUUUCGCUAGUCCACGACUUGCCAAUCGGUGAUAAUCUUCAAGACCACGUGCAGGUUGUCACUUUCUUGAAACUGAACGAGCAUGUGGCACCUUCACGUACAAUCUUAGAUAGCCUUGAUACCACUUAUAACUAUCUCAUACACCGAAGAGGACCACUGAUAUCACAUGGCACUACCUCGCUAACUGGAUUUAUCAAUACGCUCAAAAAUGGCCCGUAUCCGGAUGUUGAAUUUCAUCAUUUCAUUAUGCGUCGCGGCGAUUUCGGUAGCUUAGAAGUGUUUCUUGGUGGUCUAAAUUUUGACGAUAAUUACAAAGGUGAGAUACGCAAGGCGUUGGAAACUGCCGACGUUUUGGGCAUAUUUAAUGUACUCACUAACCCAAAAUCUAAGGGAAACGUGCGUCUACGGAAUGUUGAUUACAGGGAUCCACCCAAACUGGUAGACAAUUAUUUUAAGGAGCCUGAAGAUUUGGAAACGCUGCUGCGCGCCAUUCGCUUCCAAGAGAAGCUGCUGAACACAACUGCCUUUAAAGCACUGAAGGCCGCUCUAAUAUUUCCCCUGGUCGCGGAGUGCAAUGACUUCAGGUUGCAAAGCGAUGACUACUGGCGCUGUUAUAUAAAAUAUUUCUCUAGCACGACUUAUCAUCUAUCGGGCUCGGUGAAAAUGGCUCCAGAGGAGGAUGCGACAGGCUGCGUGAAUCCACGCCUGCAGUUGGGCGGUUGUAGUAACGUGCGUGUUGCCGAUGCCAGCAUUAUGCCAAAGGUGCCCACUGCCAAUACGAAUGCGGCUACAAUUAUGAUUGCUGAAAAGGCAGUGGACUUUAUACGCGAAGAUUGGCUUGGUGGAAGAUUAUAGUGAAGGAAUAUUCAAGAGCAAAUCAAGUCAAACUUUAUACCUGUGUACUAAAAUAUUAUUAAAGUAAGCCAAAUGGUAAAAAUGAUAUUAUGUGUAAAUAAAGCUGGCGUGUGUGUUUUAUA
This is a messenger RNA of Rhagoletis zephyria (snowberry fruit fly), 2153 nucleotides long. RefSeq names its product glucose dehydrogenase [FAD, quinone]-like. NCBI's taxonomy places the organism in Eukaryota, Metazoa, Arthropoda, Insecta, Diptera, Tephritidae. Gene Ontology annotation, molecular function: oxidoreductase activity, acting on CH-OH group of donors; flavin adenine dinucleotide binding. The record is from RefSeq and is a predicted model, not a curated record.